AUUAGCGGAAUUGUCCGUCCAAAAGUUAGCCGUAAUCAGCAGCAGCAGGAAGUAGAAAUAGAGUUGGAAAAAUACCAAAUAAUCAACGAAACCAAACUUUUACCUUUUGAAAUCAAGGAUGAAAUAAAUAUUAAUGAAGACACCCGCUUCCGUUAUCGUUAUUUAGAUUUACGACGCAACAUUAGCAAGAAACCUCUUAUUCCCAAAAUUCCCCUGAGGGUGCUAAUUGCUUCGUGGUCCCCCGCUGCACUGGGAAAGCAAAGAUAUUAUACUUUGCCGCAAUCGCCCCAAAUGUUUAAGCAGUUGCUAAUGAUGAGCGGUUUUGAUAAACAUUAUCAAAUUGACAAAAGUUUUCGUAAUGAGGAUGCUCGCAGUAAUCGCCAAAUUGAAUUCUCGCAGUUAGAUUUAGAAAUGAGUUUUACUUCCACAAAAAAAAUAAUGAAAUUAACAGAAAAGUUUUUGAAAAAUGUCUUAAAAAAGUCCUUUAACUGCCAAUUAAAAACUCCCUUUACUAUCUUAACUUACCAGCAAGCAAUAGAAAAAUAUGGUACUGAUAAACCUGAUUUGCUUUGCAACGGAGAAGAGGUAUUAAGUGGUGGUUUGCGGAUUUAUCAACGAGAAUUACAAGCAAAAGUUUUCACAAUUUUGGGUUAUAGUCCACAAAAACAAGAAAAGUAUUUUGGUUAUUUUUUACAAGCUCUAGAAUUUGCCGCUCCUCCCCAUGGAGGAUUUGGUUUAGGAAUUGACCGUCUGCUAGCCAUAAUUCUUAAUUUAAAAAGUUUAAAAGAAGUCAUUGCUUUUCCCAAAAACAUUGAUGGUAGUUGCUCCUUAACCGGAACUCCUAACUACUUUGAAAAGUAA
Messenger RNA from Racocetra persica, 861 nucleotides. The record is from the annotation of a GenBank genome assembly. NCBI's taxonomy places the organism in Eukaryota, Fungi, Glomeromycota, Glomeromycetes, Diversisporales, Gigasporaceae.